This is a messenger RNA of Xyrauchen texanus (razorback sucker), 1017 nucleotides long. Its product is annotated as deoxynucleoside kinase. Bases 133 to 927 code for a protein of 264 amino acids. Gene Ontology annotation, biological process: nucleobase-containing compound metabolic process. Gene Ontology annotation, cellular component: cytoplasm; mitochondrion. The transcript has 7 exons. Lineage: Eukaryota; Metazoa; Chordata; Actinopteri; Cypriniformes; Catostomidae. The record is from RefSeq and is a predicted model, not a curated record. Gene Ontology annotation, molecular function: deoxyguanosine kinase activity; ATP binding.
GCGAAUUUCAACUAGUUUCCUGUUUAGGCGCGCACAGAAGCGUUUUAGCUGUGCUUAAAGACCUUUUGGCUUUUUCAAAAUUAUAAAAAGCAAGUUUAAGCUGUGCGUAUAUAAUAUUUCAUUGUAAAUACAAUGGCUACUCCUCCCAAGAGAUUUUGUUCAAGCCUCGACGCUGACCUCAGUUUCGAAAAAAGGGCAUUGAAGAUCUCUCUAGAGGGAAACAUUGCUGCAGGGAAGACAACUUUUGUGCGUUUGUUGGAGCAGACAUCAGAUGAGUGGGAGGUCAUACCAGAGCCCAUUGGGAAGUGGUGCAAUGUGCAGACCACGGAAAAUGAAUUUGAGGAGCUUAGCACAUCCCAGAAGAGUGGAGGCAACCUUCUGCAGAUGUUAUAUGACAAGCCCAGCCGCUGGUCUUACACUUUCCAGACCUACGCCUGCCUGAGUCGUGUCCGUUCACAGCUUCAGCCUCCCUCUGCCAAGCUUCAGCAGGCUGAGAAACCAGUCCAGUUCUAUGAGCGUUCGGUGUACAGUGACCGAUAUGUGUUUGCCUCCAACCUCUUUGAGUCUGGAGAUUUGAAUGAGACCGAGUGGGCCAUCUACCAAGAUUGGCAUUCAUGGCUCCUUACUCAGUUUGAGUCUCAGCUUGAGCUGGAUGCUAUGAUCUAUCUCCGUGCUGACCCCGAGAGAUGUAUGCAGCGUCUUCAGUUCAGAGGGCGAGAGGAGGAACAGGGGAUUCCACUGGAGUAUCUGGAGAAGCUGCAUUAUAAGCAUGAGUGUUGGCUGUACAAUCGGACCACAAAGCUGGAUUUUGAGUAUCUUAAAGACCUUCCCAUUCUAGUCCUGGAUGUUAAUGAGGACUUCAAAAAUGACAGAAUUAAACAAGAAGGUGUAAUUGACAAGGUCAGAGAGUUUCUGAACACACUAUAGCAUCUAAAUAUUUUGAUCUUUGUAUAUCAUGUAUACUGGUGUUGUAUCACUAGUUUUCAAUAUCAAUGCCUUUUGUCACUUGAAUGAAUU